Messenger RNA from Paramecium sonneborni, 597 nucleotides. Lineage: Eukaryota; Ciliophora; Oligohymenophorea; Peniculida; Parameciidae. The record is from the annotation of a GenBank genome assembly.
AUUUAAUUGAUCAUUAGCUUUCAAAUAUGUGGAAUUAUGUUAGUUCAAGUAAAAUCAUAGAACUAAAAUAAUAAGCCUAUGUAAUAAAAUUACUAUAUGAUUUUAGUCAUAUGAUAGACAUAUUAAAAUAGUGAAUAAAGCCAAAGCUACAAUUGAUAAUGGAACUCCAUACAAGCAUAAAUUUACUUCAAGAUUAACUAAUAAAUAUUAGUAAUAUAUAUAGUUAUUUUUAUGUAAUAAAACUAUGCAGAAAUAAAUAGAAGUAAUUCAGCUUUAUUAAGAAGAAUGUUGUACAUAAAUUCUCACCGUAGCAAUCUUAAUAAAUAGAAGCUUGUUAAAUCUUAUAAAGAUAUAUCCCAUGUUUUAAAAAGCAGCAAGUAAUUACAUACUGAUAGAGAUAGAAUGCAAGAUGAAAAUGAAGUAAAAUUUAUUUGAUUAUUUAAAUAAGAAAAUAGUAGCUAGACUUAUAGCAACGAAAUCUUAUUAUGAAAGAGAUAAUUAAUUAACAUAAACACAAAAAUCUAUAGCAUGUCGAAAAAAUAUAUCAUAAAAUGCAAGUAUUAAGUUUAGUAAAUUUAGGACGAUUGGUAUAUAUGA